AUGUUGACGAGAGCGGCCCGCCUACGCGCACGAGUACCACCUCCGGGAUCGUCGCUCAGCUCCGCCUCGCCGCCGCCGGACCCCGGACCACCAGUGAUACCGGCGGCUGCAGCUGCGUCGAGCUCGAGCGACGAGUACUUCUCUCCGCCGACGUCGCCACCACCUGUACGUCGGCAGGGGAGACGCCGGCCACCGACGGGCUUGGGAUCGGGGGACCAUCAGGUCCCUAGCAGGGUCCCCGCUACCCGUGGUUGUGUGCAGCGCAUGAGAUGGACUCAGAAAAUGAAUGAGAACGUCAUGCGCGCAUACUACGGGUCCACAGAGGGAGGAACUAACCUCACUGCGUACCGUGAUAGGAUGCUGUCUCUGUUCCAGGUGCUUGAGCCAGCCGUCAACGUAUCGACCCAACGACUGUCGGAUCAGGUGCGGGUUAUCCAGCGCAAUCACAGACUGGACGACGCCGCACUUGAUCGGCUGCGCUUAGAGAUGCUGAGCAGCCCUAUGGUCACCACCUCGUCACAGGCCGCGGUGCCACCGCCACCUUCAGGCGGAGUCACGCCGCGGUCCAAUCUCGUUGAACGGGAUGAGGACAAUAGGGCUGUAACGGUAAGUACUCAGUGCAACGAACGUGUGAGGAGUGCUCUGGAAGAUGCGAUUCAGGAGUUUAGGUACUCACCCGUCGAAAACCGACCGCGACUACCUCGCUUGCCUAUGCACAGACAGAAUAGGGCGUUGGUGUGUGCUCUGGAUUCGCUGUUGGAAAAAUAUUUUGAAAACAGCGAAGACCUCCUUGAUACACACUCAAUUAUGUAUUGCGCGGCUGUUGCUGCAUGUCGUGUAGCUAAUGUCAAAUUCCCUGACAGUAACAGAGCUACACGACCAAAAUCAGCGGUACCAGCUUGGCAGUGCAGGAUUGAGCGUCGUAUCGAGGGGGCCAGAGUACUCAUCGGCAAACUAUAUUGCUUCAGGGAGGGUAAUACCCGACCACGGGUGAUGCGCUUUGUGAGACGUGCAUUCAUGGGGACUGGACUCAGUCCUCAUGAAUAUAUGCCGCGUAUCGCGGAGCGCAUCGACUCCUGA
Molecule: messenger RNA, 1080 nt
Organism: Helicoverpa armigera (cotton bollworm)
Lineage: Eukaryota; Metazoa; Arthropoda; Insecta; Lepidoptera; Noctuidae
Exons: 1
Coding region: 1-1080 (359 amino acids)
Source: RefSeq, a predicted model, not a curated record